Messenger RNA from Microthlaspi erraticum, 2739 nucleotides. Lineage: Eukaryota; Viridiplantae; Streptophyta; Magnoliopsida; Brassicales; Brassicaceae. The record is from the annotation of a GenBank genome assembly.
AUGAAUCCCGAGAAAUUCACACACAAGACAAACGAGACAAUCGCUGCAGCUCACGAGCUAGCUGUAAACGCAGGACACGCUCAAAUCACUCCUCUUCAUCUAGCCGGUGCUUUAAUCUCAGAUCCAGCCGGAAUAUUCCCUCAAGCAAUCUCCAGCGCCGGCGGCGAUAACGCAGCUCAAUCCGCCGAAAGAGUCAUCACUCAAGCCUUGAAGAAGCUUCCCUCGCAAUCUCCUCCACCAGACGAUGUUCCCGGGAGCUCGAGUCUCAUCAAGGUCAUACGUCGAGCUCAAGCAGCUCAGAAGUCGCGCGGCGACACACAUUUAGCCGUAGAUCAGCUGAUUAUGGGUCUUCUCGAAGAUUCUCAGAUCAGGGACCUCUUGAACGAGGUCGGUGUCGCAGCGACGAAGAUCAAAUCGGAGGUUGAGAAGCUUCGUGGGAAAGAAGGGAAGAAAGUCGAGAGUGCUUCAGGGGAUACAAAUUUCCAAGCUUUGAAGACUUAUGGAAGAGAUUUGGUUGAGCAAGCAGGGAAGCUUGACCCUGUGAUUGGUAGAGACGAGGAGAUUCGAAGAGUCGUGAGGAUUCUCUCGAGAAGGACGAAGAACAAUCCGGUGCUUAUCGGAGAGCCAGGAGUUGGGAAAACAGCCGUCGUUGAAGGCUUAGCGCAGAGGAUUGUGAAAGGAGACGUCCCCAACAGUCUCACGGACGUGAGGUUGAUUUCUCUGGACAUGGGCGCUUUGGUUGCUGGUGCUAAGUACAGAGGAGAGUUUGAGGAAAGGUUGAAAUCUGUUUUGAAAGAGGUUGAGGAAGCUGAAGGGAAAGUGAUUCUCUUUAUCGAUGAGAUUCAUUUGGUUCUUGGUGCUGGUAAAACUGAAGGGUCGAUGGAUGCGGCGAAUCUCUUCAAGCCCAUGUUAGCAAGAGGCCAGCUCCGAUGCAUCGGUGCUACUACGCUUGAGGAGUACAGGAAGUACGUUGAGAAAGAUGCAGCCUUUGAGAGAAGGUUUCAGCAAGUCUAUGUAGCUGAGCCAAGUGUGCCUGACACCAUUAGUAUUCUCAGAGGGCUCAAGGAGAAGUAUGAGGGACAUCAUGGUGUUAGGAUCCAGGACAGAGCUCUUAUCAAUGCUGCUCAACUCUCUGCUCGUUAUAUCACCGGUCGGCAUUUACCGGAUAAAGCUAUCGAUUUGGUGGAUGAGGCUUGUGCUAAUGUGAGAGUCCAGCUUGAUAGUCAGCCUGAGGAGAUUGAUAACCUUGAGAGGAAGAGGAUGCAGCUGGAAAUUGAACUUCAUGCCUUGGAAAGGGAGAAGGAUAAAGCCAGUAAAGCUCGACUUGUGGAGGUGCGGAAAGAGCUUGAUGACCUGAGAGACAAGCUUCAACCUCUGACGAUGAAGUACAGAAAGGAGAAAGAGAGAAUUGAUGAAAUCCGCCGGCUUAAACAGAAGAAAGAAGAGCUCAUGUUUGCUUUGGAAGAGGCGCAACGAAGAUAUGACCUUGCAAGAGCUGCUGAUUUACAGUACGGAGCGAUCCAAGAAGUGGAAUCUGCGAUCGCUCAGCUUGAAGGAACUUCUGAGGAGAAUCUGAUGCUCACAGAAAACGUUGGGCCGGAGCACAUUGCUGAAGUUGUGAGCCGUUGGACCGGGAUCCCAGUGACGAGACUUGGCACGAACGAGAAGGAAAGGCUGAUUGGUCUUGGUGAUAGGUUGCACAAGAGAGUUGUGGGACAAAACCAAGCUGUAAACGCUGUUGCUGAGGCUAUUUUAAGGUCAAGGGCAGGACUUGGAAGACCACAGCAACCAACUGGAUCGUUCUUAUUCCUUGGUCCAACUGGUGUUGGCAAAACUGAGCUUGCAAAGGCUCUUGCUGAGCAGCUCUUUGAUGAUGAGAACCUCCUAGUUCGGAUUGAUAUGUCCGAGUAUAUGGAACAACACUCUGUCUCUCGACUCAUUGGAGCACCACCAGGGUAUGUUGGUCACGAGGAAGGUGGACAACUGACUGAAGCUGUGAGGAGGAGGCCUUACUGUGUUAUUCUCUUUGAUGAAGUGGAGAAAGCCCACGUUGCUGUGUUCAACACUCUGCUCCAAGUGUUGGAUGAUGGUAGAUUGACAGAUGGGCAAGGGAGGACGGUUGAUUUCAGGAACUCGGUGAUAAUCAUGACGUCGAACCUUGGCGCAGAGCACCUCCUCUCAGGGCUCACUGGGAAAGUGUCGAUGGAUGUUGCUAGGGAGUGUGUGAUGCAGGAGGUGAGGAAACACUUCCGUCCAGAGCUCCUGAACAGGCUUGACGAGAUUGUGGUGUUCGAUCCCUUGUCGCAUGAUCAGCUGAGAAAAGUUGCUCGUCUCCAGAUGAAAGAUGUUGCUGUCAGGCUUGCUGAGAGAGGUGUUGCUUUGGCAGUCACUGAUGCUGCUUUGGACUAUAUCUUGGCAGAGAGUUAUGACCCGGUGUAUGGAGCUAGGCCGAUAAGGAGAUGGAUGGAGAAGAAAGUGGUGACGGAGCUGUCAAAGAUGAUUGUGCUUGAGCAAAUCGAUGAGAACUCGACCGUUUACAUAGACGCAGGCGCUGGUGGGUCAGAUCUUGUGUACCGUGUUGAGAAGAACGGAGGGCUAGUGAACGCUACGACAGGGAAGAAGUCGGACGUGUUGAUUCACAUUCCUAAUGGGCCGAAGAAGAGUGAUGCAGCUCAGGCGGUGAAGAAGAUGAGGAUCGAGGAGGUAGAAGACGAUGAUGAGGAAAUGGUUGAGGACUAA